CUGCAUUUCCACAGUUGGUUUAACAAGACAUGCUGCAGCUGAAAGAAGCAUUCCAAUAGCUUCCUUAUCUGAACACCUGUUCUACCUUACCUGAUAAUAGAUCACAAAGACUUUUGAAGUCAUUUCACAGAGCGUAUAUACUUUGAGUUUAAAUUCACAAAAGGAAAACUAAAAAAACAUUGUUGAAAAGGAUAUUUGUAAAAGCAACAAUUAUGAACGUUAGUGGACAAGGUUCUCCAACAAUGCAGUCAAAUGCAACCAGCAUUAUGAAUGAGACAAUAUUACCAGAGGCAUGUAGUGACUUCCUUUUACCACAAUUAACAGAACACCUCUACAAUCUACGCCAUCCAGAAAGCAGUUCAACAGUAAACAUCAUCCGUGACAUCUUUAGUCAAUUAGUCCUCCCUAUUAUUAUGGCCAUAGGAAUCUUUGGCAAUCUCUUCACACUUUUGAUUCUCAGCCAAAAGAAAAUGCAUCAUAAGUUGAAGCCACUGGAACUAUCAUCACACAUUGGAUUAGUGGCACUCGCUACAUCUGAUUUAUUAUACUGUUUGUCUCAUUUUCCGAAGGCAUUUUUCCCCAAUACUGUAUCACUAGACAGACAUUUGAUGAUAUAUGAAACAUACCACAAUGGAUUUGUUAACUUAUUUGUGAUGUCCAGCACAUGGCUAACCGUACUUAUUGCAGUUAGUCGAUGCUUGGUGGUUUGUGACCCUCUACAUGCUGAGGCAAGAAUCAAUGUUAAAAGCGUCAUAAUUGCUGUAAUCAUCAUUGCAAUCGUCUCGAUCAUUUUCACCCUACCCAGGUUCUUAGCUCUACACAUACAGGGACAUGUCUGCACUUGGGAGAAUGGAACUUUAGAUAUGGUUUAUCUCUCGACCCAGCACCAUGAUCGGCUCAUUGUUUCUGAAUCAUACGUGUACAAAAUCCUGGGCAGUUUGAUAAAUUGUGUGGCACCUUUUAUCAUCCUCCUUGUCAGUAAUGUGUUGCUAAUAAUGGCACUAAUGCGCUCUCAAAGAUGGCAACAAAGUAACGUGACAAAUUCAACACAUACCAACACACACCAGUCAGAUUCUACAAAGAGACUGACCAUCACGCUUAUUGUAAUUGUCAUCUUUUUCUUGGUGCUAGUAACCCCAGCAGAUAUGCUACACUUUCACGCGACUUUCAAGAAACUGAUGAACGAAUCUAAUGAUGGGAUGAGUGAAGAGAAUGUAUCAGAUUUCAACAGGACUGAAAUUGCCAUCAUUGUUCUUAACACAAUACAGGCACUCAAUUUCACCAUUAACUUUACCUUAUACUACAUAGCACUGGUGCCAUUCCGUAAGUCUGUACACACUGCACUACAAAGCUGCAAAUGCUUGAUGAAUAGAUUCCGAGUCCAAAAACUACAGAGCGACAAGACUGGUUCAGAAUAUAAAUUUUCUGCCAUGACAUCUACCAGUGAGAAGUUAUGUUUGAUUAUUGGAUGCUGCCCAGUUUUUAUAAAGUAUAAUAAUAAUACUGAUAAUGACUCAAACUAUAUGGAACAACAACAAAGAAGCAUAGAAAAGUUUGUCCAAGAACCAUAUAGGUAGAGACCAACUAAUCUACAAGGUUUGGGAAAUGAUACAACAAAGAAAGAAGUAUGAUGCAUUGAACUAUAUCACGCUUCUAAAGCAAUGCAAGAUGCAUGCAUUUGAAUGGCUUUUUGUGGCUGCAUCACAGCCAAGAACAAGCACAAGCGAACAAGCACUUUAAGUAAUUUUGAGAAAGUGACCACAAUUGUUACUCCCACAAAUGUACAAAGGAAGAGGUACAUGUGACAUAUAAAACUGAAAUAACAUGAACAAUGGCCCUAACCUAGCUGAGCAGACACUCAGAGAUUACAGACAUGAAAAUGAAAAUGUAAAUGCUACUAUAAAUGAUGCUACACAUUUGAAAGAGUGUAAAAUGUUUGAUAUUGAAGCAAAUGAUGGAUGAGAUAAAAAAAAGAGGUAAAGACACUAGAAGAGUGAAAAAUGUAUGAUAUUAAAGCAAAGGCUGAAUUAGAUAACAAAAAUAGGUAAAGACACUGGAAGAGUGAAAAAUGUUUGAUAUUAAAGCAAAGGC
Owenia fusiformis is the source of this 2091-nucleotide messenger RNA. The record is from the annotation of a GenBank genome assembly. Lineage: Eukaryota; Metazoa; Annelida; Polychaeta; Sabellida; Oweniidae.